AUGUCAUCCAAUUUACGACCUGCUUUAAAAUUAGCCAAAGCGAAAAAUGAGGUAUUUAAGCAGCUUAAAAAGUUGCAAAAACAAAAAAGGAAGCAGAAAAAACAAAAAGAAAUCCCAGAAAAUGUAUCAUUGGAACCAUAUGAAGUCCAACAAGAAAUCAAACAAGGAACAGGAAAAAUUUUAAUUUCAGGGACUACAGUACAUGGGACGGGAACAUUAUUUACAGAAGAAAUUGAGCAAAACGACGAAAUUAUUGUAAGAACUGCUAAUUCAGAAGAAAGAAGAAAAGUUAUACUAGUUUUAAGUGAUAAAUCAGCUUGCCUGAAUGAGCCUUUAAGCCAAGAAUCAAAUAUAGAAUUUUUUAUCCAAAAACCUCCUAUUAAAGUAGAUCCUCGAAAGGAAUAUGAAGAAUCAAAGCCUAAAAAAAAACAAAAAACUGAAGACUCAAAUGCAAAUUACGAAAUAAGGGUAAAACGCGGACCUUGGACCUAUAAAACAGACAACGUUGAAUCAAAUCAGCCUUUAUCACAAGAAGAUUUGCUAAAUAUUAGAGCACAAAGAGUUCGAGACAAGUUCUGCUGGAUGUAA
This is a messenger RNA of Blepharisma stoltei, 588 nucleotides long. The record is from the annotation of a GenBank genome assembly. NCBI's taxonomy places the organism in Eukaryota, Ciliophora, Heterotrichea, Heterotrichida, Blepharismidae.